AUGAUCGCAGGAACCAAGUGGUGCGUAGCCGGCAACGUGGCGAAAAAUUAUAGCGAUUUGGGCUGCGCCAGCGCCACCGACAUGUGCUGUCGGGACCAUGACCAUUCCGAAGAUACAAUACCAGCUUUCGGCACGGAACAUGGAAUCACAAACUACAUGAUCUACACGAUGACGAGCUGCCCCGAGGAUAAUAAGUUCUUCAGUUGCCUCCAAAGUGUGAGCAGCUUCACUUCUGUUACCGUGGGGACGAUCUUUUUCGACAUCCUGAAGACACAUUGCUUCGAGUAUGAAUAUCCUACUACUAUUAAGGUCCAUUUUACUUUGCCCUUUGGCGUUCAACUACCACCCCCUAACACAUGA
This is a messenger RNA of Dermacentor albipictus, 360 nucleotides long. NCBI's taxonomy places the organism in Eukaryota, Metazoa, Arthropoda, Arachnida, Ixodida, Ixodidae. The record is from RefSeq and is a predicted model, not a curated record.